Peronospora matthiolae is the source of this 729-nucleotide messenger RNA. The record is from the annotation of a GenBank genome assembly. NCBI's taxonomy places the organism in Eukaryota, Oomycota, Peronosporomycetes, Peronosporales, Peronosporaceae.
AUGGGGCUCGAUAACCCGUGGCGACGAGUCAGCUUUUCUGUUUCCGCUGUUGCAAACCUGGUGACCGCGCGGCGGUAUGCCACACGCCUUCGCCUGUGCCCGCUGUCACAGAGUCUAUCACCACUGAUGACUCGGCCGCACGGCCAAAGAAGUGGAAAAAAAGUAGGCGCGAAGCGUCAUACUGGGCGAAGACGGAGGAACGUGGCCCAGGUGGCGACACGUUCCACUAGCCUCAAUACGCUUCACGAGCAGCUCUACGCCAUCACGUCCAGCAGCGACAAUCGACUGAUCGUGCUCAGCGAGCACGUCGACGGUGCGACGCGCCCGCUUCGACCGCUGCUGGACUCGGGCGCGACGAAUAACUUCGUUCGCGUAGAAUGUUUGAAGAUACCUUCCUCGCGGAUGCGUGUCUGCGAGUCUUCAGGAAUGGUGAUCGUUAAGUAUGUCAAUGGUAAGCCGAGGACACACCGACAGCGGUCGGUUGUCUUCCCCUACCAAUUUGAAGGCUUUGCAAGCUGUGUUGAGUUAUACGUCACUGACCUCAGCGGGUCGUUUGACUGCAUUUUUGGGAUGCCGUGGCUCGCACGGCAUCGUCUGGACAUCGAUUGGCUUAAAUGCACUGUUAAAUUCCGUGAUAUCGAAGUCAACGCUGUGCUCGCUGUGCUUACUGAUCCCACGAGCACCUGGCAGCAUGUUGCUAUCGUAAUAUCCUAUAUCUGCGAUCUCUAG